This is a messenger RNA of Sorex araneus (European shrew), 1020 nucleotides long. It is a transcript of the gene SLCO6A1, whose product is annotated as solute carrier organic anion transporter family member 6A1. The record is from RefSeq and is a predicted model, not a curated record. The transcript is spliced from 7 exons. Lineage: Eukaryota; Metazoa; Chordata; Mammalia; Eulipotyphla; Soricidae. The coding region runs from base 1 to 1020 and encodes 339 amino acids. Gene Ontology annotation, cellular component: membrane. Gene Ontology annotation, molecular function: protein binding. Gene Ontology annotation, biological process: sodium-independent organic anion transport; transmembrane transport.
AUGGCGGACCUCGCUGGAAGAGAGGAAUCUGCCUCCAGUUCCCAAAACACCCCAGACAUGUCAUGCAGGAGAUUAGUGUCUCCUGGAAGAGUAGAGAAGCAAGAUCUGAUAAAGAAUCGAAUAUUUGUACUCCUAUCACUAGGUAAAGCAAUGGAAUAUUUACACAUGAUUGGAGCUUCUGGAUUUGUACCUACCUUUAUAGAGCAUCAGUUUGUAUUAUCAAAGAAGACUGCGACUUUGAUUGCUGGAAUUGUUUUAAUUCCAGCAAGUGCAAUUGGUUAUAUUCUAGGAGGUCUCAUUGCUUCCAAUUUAAAACUGUCUGGUCGAGGCCUUAUGAGACUUAUAAUGAUUUCUUCUGGUGUGUCAUUCAUACUGUUUGUGGUUAUAAUGAUUUUACACUGUGACCCGGUACCAUUUGCUGGGCUCAAUGAAGAUUACGAUGGAACAGGGAAGAUUUUCAAUCUAACAGCACCUUGCAAUGAUCAUUGUCAAUGCUUAACUUCAUUUUAUUCUCCUAUAUGUGGAAGAGAUGGUGUUAGCUACUUUUCUUCAUGCUUUGCAGGCUGCAUGAGAUCUAAAAUAACAAAUCAAAUAAAGACAUACUACAAUUGUUCUUGCAUUAAUGUAGGAUUAGUAUCUGUAGAUGAAGAUAAUGAAUUUAUUGAUGCUAGUGAUGGAAAGUGUGACUCAAACUGCGACAAAUUGCAUUUCUCCAUUGCUAUUUUCUUUUCUAUGGUUGUAUUUUCUGGGCUUUCUGGUAUACCAGGAGAACUGAUCAUUCUCAGGGGAAAGAUUCUGAAUGACACUAAUGCGUCUAAUCGGAUAGAAAGUGGCACCAAGAAAAUAACAGGGACUAAGCAGAUGGCAGGAAAAAUUUACCACAAGUCACAAACUUGUCAUGUGGGAAGAGUCUUUGUGCUCAGACUUUUAGAGCCACCGCUCUUCUCAACAGGUCUGUGCGCCCCACUGCGCACUCCCUUCUUACCCAGCCCCGUGCCCCUCAAUGCCACCGCCGGAUAG